AUGGCAAGUCAAGAAAAACAGCACAAAACCCUCUUUGAGAUAUUAAGCAAAUCGACAAUCAAACUGGUCUGUCCUCAAUGUCUCGAAGGCUUUCCUCGCGUUGAUAGAUUAAAUGGGCACUUCCGCUCCAUGAAAGAUGAUAUUCACCAAGGUCUGUUAUUAUUGCGAAAGGAUUUCAAGAAAUUCCAUGACUGCUAUCAAAGAGCGCUGCGGUCGUCGAUUGCCGCUGAGAAGAUCCCACAAAGGAGCCAGGAACUCUUCGAUUUCAGAUUUAUUGUUGAACAUUAUGGCGAAAAUGAAACAUGUGGUAAUCCAGAUAUGAGUUCUGGAACUGGUCCUAUCUCAGAUGGCCAGCUAGAUGGCUUUAACUCAGAUGCAAUGCUUUCCCAGGAUAAUUUAUUUUCCGAUAACCUAGUCCAAUACCAUGCCCCAACGUUGAUCGAUCGAUUUCCACUCAGCAACAUGCCUGAGACCGGAGAAGACAUUUUGAACCCAGAUGUGACAACUGGAAUGUCAAAUUACCCAGAACAAUGGACGAUUUAAGUAUAAGGUGAGCACAACCUCAAGUUGUGUUGCUUUUUCCAACAAGGAUCUCGGCCGGCUUGCUAACCAUGAAAAUAAAUCCGGCAUCAACAACAACAGGCCGAUCGAUCCAAAUCGACUUUGCGAGAUUCAGAGGUAUGCCUCCGAUUUGCGGUCUGCCGUCGACGUGGAGGACGGUAUAAACUGCGUGGGACAAGUUCAUUGGUGUGUUUGUGGUCCGUCCGGUGCGAAGAAGUGCAUACUCGGCUGCCUAAAUUAGACUGUCAGCACCUAUAGCGGUUCUUCAGAUUGA
Molecule: messenger RNA, 835 nt
Organism: Talaromyces stipitatus ATCC 10500
Lineage: Eukaryota; Fungi; Ascomycota; Eurotiomycetes; Eurotiales; Trichocomaceae
Exons: 3
Coding region: 1-543 (180 amino acids)
Source: RefSeq, a predicted model, not a curated record